ACCAUGGCUCACUUUUCCGAGGUCCUGGCUGAAAUCGGCACCUUUGGUCGCUUCCAGAUACAGCUAUUGAUACUGCUGAGUGUCCCCAACUUCCUGACUGCCUUCUACAUGUUUGCUCAGGUCUUCAUGGUCCUGGAUGAGACCCACCACUGUUCAGUGGCCUGGGUCAAGAACCAGACUCUGAAUCUGAGCACUGCUGAGCAGCUGGCGCUGAGUGUGCCACUGGAUGCUGCAGGCAGCCCCGAGCCCUGCCUCAUGUUUCAGCCACCCCCUGAUGGUGCCAGCCUGGAAGACAUCCUUAGCCACCGUUUCAACAAGACACAGCCUUGCAAGACAGGCUGGGUCUAUCCUGAAGGCCGGCCCCGGUCCCUAAUGAAUGAGUUUAACCUGGUCUGUGAUCGGAAGCACCUGAAGGAGACCUCCCAGUCAGUGUACAUGGCUGGCCUUCUCAUUGGGGCGCUCAUCUUUGGGCCCCUCUGCGACUGGAUUGGUCGGAAGAUCACUGUGCUGCUCCAGCUAUUACUCUUCGGCAUCCUUGGCCUGAGCACAGCCUUUGUGCCCAGCUUUGAGCUCUACAUGGCCCUGCGCUUUGCUGUGGCCACAGCCGUUGCUGGAUAUACCUUCAGCAAUAUCACCCUCCUUACAGAGUGGGUAGGACCCUCUUGGAGGACUCGGACUGUGGUUGUGGCCCAGUGCUCCUUCUCGGUGGGACAGAUGGCCUUAGCAGGGCUCGCCUAUGGCAUCCGGAACUGGAGGCUCCUCCAGAUCGCGGGCACCUCACCUGUCUUUCUGCUCUUCUUCUACAUCUGGGCUCUGCCGGAAUCUGCACGGUGGCUCCUGACCCAGGGGAGGGUAGAGGAGGCUAAACAACUGAUCCAGAAGGCAGCCUCUGUCAACAGGAAAAAACUCUCUCCUGAGCUCCUGAGCCAGCUGGUCCCAGAGAAGACCGGCCCCACAGGGAAUGCCCUGGAUCUAUUCCGACACCCCCAACUCCGGAAGGUCACCCUGAUUCUCUCCUACGUCUGGUUCGUGGACAGCCUGGUGUACUAUGGCCUGGGCUUCAAGGUGGGGGACUUUGGCCUUGACAUCUACCUGACGCAGCUAAUCUUUGGAGCGGUUGAGGUGCCUGCCCGCUACUCUAGCAUCUUCAUGAUGGAGAGGUUGGGCCGCAAAUGGAGCCAAAUGGGGACUCUGCUUCUGGGUGGUCUCAUGUGUAUCGCCAUCAUCUUUGUCCCAGCAGACCUGCCCGUGGUGAUCACUGUGCUGGCUCUGGUGGGCAAGUUUGCCACAGCUGCUGGGUUUACUGUGUCCUACGUGUAUUCUGCUGAGCUCUACCCCACUGUCAUCAGGCAGACAGGCCUGGGGCUGGUGGGCAUCCCCUCAAGGAUUGGGGGCAUCCUGACACCAUUCGUGAUCAUGCUGGAUGAGUACCAUGCUGCCGCCCCUAUGCUCAUCUACGGCAUCCUCCCCAUCGGGGCUGGCUUACUCUGUGCCCUGCUGCCAGAGACACGUGGCCAAUCCCUGAAGGAUACCAUCCAUGACCUGGAGCAAAAGUCCUACCCACGGUGAGCUGCUUGCUGUCUGAAGCCUGAGACCUCCCUUUAGUGGCCUCAUCCUUGUCCACUGUUGCCUAGAGGCCCAUGUGGCACCCUCAUGAUUCCCCUUCUCUGGGAAGGGGUGGUGAGGAAGAAUAAUAGGGGGCCAGUUCCUGGUCAGCCAGUGAGGGCCUUUUACUCCCUCCAGGUCUCAGAAGGACUCAGAAGGGGAUUUGGAGGCCUCAGGAAGUACUUCCAGCUUGGGGGUAGCUUUUGGAGCAACCCAUACCUCUGACUGUGUCUCCAAAGCCAGAUCAGCAGCAGCAGAGAGCUGCCUACACACUCCCCUGGAGACAGCUGGACCUAGGAGCUCAGCCAGCCUUGCUGAUGGAGACAGCACUCUGUGAGCUGGCCCCAGAGCCAGCCAGCCACUGCCCAGCCCAGUCCCAAAGACAUCCUCCUUAUAAAACCUUUCUCAUCCCCAGAGUACCCCCCCUCCCCCCGCCACCCCGGUACCCUGUUCUAAGUUAGGGUCUUGGGUGUGUCUUGGGCUUAACUUGUCCUCUUGGAAAAUAUGGUUGCUCACAUCCCCUCCAUCUGGGAUCCCCC
Messenger RNA from Phacochoerus africanus (Common warthog), 2144 nucleotides. RefSeq names its product solute carrier family 22 member 13 (gene SLC22A13). Gene Ontology annotation, cellular component: membrane. The record is from RefSeq and is a predicted model, not a curated record. NCBI's taxonomy places the organism in Eukaryota, Metazoa, Chordata, Mammalia, Artiodactyla, Suidae. The transcript is spliced from 9 exons. The coding region runs from base 4 to 1569 and encodes 521 amino acids. Gene Ontology annotation, molecular function: transmembrane transporter activity. Gene Ontology annotation, biological process: transmembrane transport.